UUGGAGGGGAAAGGAAAGUUGAAGGCGGAAGUUGUCAUGUUUUGGUUUUGCUCGUGCUAAAGGUCCUGAGAGAUGUCUCCACUUCUUCCUGCGGUGGCUGAACAACUGUUCCGGGACAUCCAGAGGACAUACCGGGACACGUCUCACAUUCCUGAUGACCUGCUUAUUGCGCUGAAGUUUGUCUUUGGUCCCUGUGCGUUACGGGCUCUGGACCUGGUCGACCGACGUUCAGUCACCUGUCUGUCUUCUCCCAGUGGACGUAAGGUCUUCCAGGUAAGCGGGGACUCGGGGCGUUUGUACACUUGCUUUGUUUCCUGUCACUACUGCUCGUGUCCGGCCUUUGCCUACACCGUGCUCCGCAGAAACGAAGGCCUGCUGUGCAAACACAUCCUGGCUGCCUACCUUUGCCAGGCCAUGGGUGUGACUCAGCAGGAGAGUGUGUCUGAUCAGCACAUGUCGAUGCUGCUCAGCGGCACCGCAGACCCCUGACAGGCAGGUACGUUCACUACCAAGUUCAGCAGCAGGAGCAGCACAUCUGGCUCCAAAGGGACAGUACGGAGCCUCCUGAAUGAGGGUCCACGUUUCACACUGGCAUCUUGUGCCACUGCAGUGAAGCACUCUUAAAGGAUGGCCACACUUCUGCUCUUCUAGAUGUUUCUGUGAGAGGUACCAGAUGUUGCUUUAUUUAUUUUUUCUGUUGAAAGAAACCUCAAUCUGUGUCAAGGGAAACAUCUGUUCCUUGAGUGUGAGUUUCUUGAUUUUUUAGGUUAUUUCACAUUAUUAAAGGAAGUAUUGUUCAUCUGCAUGCUGAAGUGACCUCAGACACAUUUUUUAAACCUUAAUAUAUUUUAUUUGCAAAUGGAAACGCAAUCUGUUGUUUCUACCAACCAAACAUCAAACUCUCGGUCCGAUUUCUAUUCUUCUCUACUUCACUCUUCAAUCGGUCCCUUUCUAUGUGACUUUCCCCGUUUGAGGUUAUUCACAUUAUUAAAAAAAUUAUUGUGCAUCUGAAUACUAAAGUUACCUCAGAAGCAUUUUUAUAGAAGAAUAUAUUUUGUCUUUUGCUCUAUUUUGUGAAUAUGAAUCGUCAAAUAUUGGAAAUACGUUUUUUUAUGGAAUAAAGACUGAUCUGUAACAAUAUAAACAUGAACUUUAUUAACAAAAUAAUUCACCAUACAUACAGAUUGCAUCAUGUUAAAUAGCAGUAUCAGUUUGCAGCUGUCGUUUUGUUGAAUGAAAAAAAUGGCCUCUGGAAAAGGUUGCACAUCAGCUCGAGCACAGUGGAUGUUUUUCCUGAUUAGUAACGUCACUAUAGCACACAGACAGAUAGCUACUUCGGAAUGAAAGGCAGGAAUGUUGAACUAGAUCAACUUGUUAUCGUCCGACUUUCCUAUUUUUUUAAAUCACAAAAAGAACAAGGCAGAAGUUUGACAUCAAUGAAGAGCUUGUAUAAAGCUGGACACUUACAGUACUUAUUUUUUUACACAUCAGUCGACAUUGACAAUAUAUUACAACGUUACAGUGCAGGUACAGUAUAGUUGUCUCCAUUGGAAUGUACUAUAAUGUCGGCACACUCCUGUAUUUUAGCCCUUGAAGUCAGGUCAGAGGUCGUUCACUGGACACUGAGGGGGUGAUAAUGAAGCAGUGGAGGCAAGUGCUCAACUUAAGAACACUGGUUCAACACCAACACGACCGAUGGAGCACACCACGUAGGAAAUACUCGAAAAUGUCAGUGCAAUGUGUGUCUGUGUGUGUAGUGAUGGCUCUCAGGUGAUCGAAAACACCCACUUCUUUUUUUACAUAAAUUACAAACACCCCAAAAACAAAACUCUGAUUCUAUCAAAUCAGUUGUUUUUCUGAGAUUCAUCAGCCCUUGUCGUCAGAACAAUGCUGACCACCACAGCCCUACAGCAUCAGGAGCUUAUAGACCAGGAGAGCAGUGUCGCAGCUGCGUUCCCUCAAACUAUGAUGCACUGCGAGCACCACUGAGAGCAAACAAGGAGAACGUUUCAUGUUUCCUGUUUCACUCUCCAGAGUGAUCUCUCCUUUUCUGGGACAAACUGGACUUUGUCAUCUAUCUUUGCUAAGAAGAGAGAGUAAUAAAUUAUUAGUAGUUUGAUUAAAAUGAGUCCUCAGUGCAGGUGUUCUUUGAAGGAUCAGCUUUAAAAAUCCAAACUGUCGGUUGUUGACUUCAGCAGCUUUGGAAGGACUGAGGAGCCUCAGGAUCCCAGUUGAGACUAUCUCAGGGGAGUGGGUGUUUUCAGCUGCACUCCUCUGAACCUGAACAAAGCAUUGGUUCUUUUUGUUCUGUAAUCCACUAGAUACAUGUGCAACAGAAGCCUGCGUGAUGAGGAAACUUUAAAUUGGCUUGUUUACUCACAAAGCAGCUGAAAAUGCCCUGUGGCGAUGCCAUAUUUCUAUAAAGCCUACAAUCACUUUCCCACUUCUGAGCCUUUGUCUGAAGAAAUAUGGAAAUAAUAGGCAUCACCACUAUAGGUGUGUUUUGCUGAACUGCUACUUAUUUCUGGGCCUGCAUGACUAAAUCAAAUCAAGCUGUUUGUCAAGGAACCCACAGAAACUCCCUCCUCUGGAGUGGAGCCACAGGGGUCAUGAUACAAGGCUGUGAACCCUUUGGUUCUGAGAGUUGAUUCUUGGGAUAGGAACAGCAUUUUUCUUCCUUGUUUAUGCUUGCUUUCAUCCUCAAUUUCUUCUAGUAAAGUUGAUGGCAGGAGAGUCCCUGUUUUUGAUUCCACUGUGCACCACCAUGUCCCUCCACCAGUACAUGCAGCUUCUAUGGAGGAUCGGUGCAAAAGCAGGGAUGCUUGCAAACACUGGCACUUAGCAGCAAAAAAAUCUCUGCUAUACAAAGGUAUUUGUACAGAUAUUGUGUAAAAUAUCAUAGUUAAAAGGAACAGUGUGUAGAUUUUAGUGAUAUCUAGUGUUGAAGUUGCAUGUUGCAGCUGAACACCCCUCACCUCACCCUCUACUUC
Messenger RNA from Paralichthys olivaceus (Japanese flounder), 2990 nucleotides. It is a transcript of the gene zswim7, whose product is annotated as zinc finger, SWIM-type containing 7. Gene Ontology annotation, biological process: double-strand break repair via homologous recombination. Gene Ontology annotation, molecular function: zinc ion binding. NCBI's taxonomy places the organism in Eukaryota, Metazoa, Chordata, Actinopteri, Pleuronectiformes, Paralichthyidae. Gene Ontology annotation, cellular component: Shu complex. The record is from RefSeq and is a predicted model, not a curated record.